This is a messenger RNA of Calypte anna (Anna's hummingbird), 1733 nucleotides long. Its product is annotated as cathepsin E-A. Gene Ontology annotation, molecular function: aspartic-type endopeptidase activity. NCBI's taxonomy places the organism in Eukaryota, Metazoa, Chordata, Aves, Apodiformes, Trochilidae. The transcript has 9 exons. The coding region runs from base 14 to 1231 and encodes 405 amino acids. The record is from RefSeq and is a predicted model, not a curated record. Gene Ontology annotation, biological process: proteolysis.
ACUGGUUGGAGCCAUGAGGGUGAUACUACUGGCUGUGGUUUACAUCCCAUUCACUGUGGCCAUGGAACGAAUCCCUCUCAUUCGAUUCAAAUCUAUCAAGAAACAGCUGAAGGAAAAGGGAGAAUUAGAGGAAUUCUGGAGGGAUCACCACCCUGAUGUUUUUGCACGGAGGUAUCUGCAUUGCUUCCCUGCAGAUAUUGCUUUAUCAGUAGGAACAGCUUCAGAAAGGCUGUAUGAUUACAUGAAUGCACAGUACUAUGGAGUUGUGAGUGUUGGCACCCCCCCGCAGAGGUUCACCGUUGUGUUUGACACUGGCUCCUCCAAUUUUUGGGUCCCUUCUGCAUAUUGCAUCAGCGAAGCAUGCCGAGUGCACCAGAAAUUUAAGUCCUUCCUGUCGGAUUCGUAUGAGCAUGGAGGGGAAGCUUUCUCCUUGCAGUAUGGCUCAGGACAUCUUCUGGGCAUUGCUGGCAAAGACACCUUGCAGAUAAGUAACAUCUCCAUCAAGGGACAGGACUUUGGAGAGUCAGUGUUUGAGCCUGGACUAACCUUUGCCCUUGCCCACUUUGAUGGCGUGCUGGGUUUGGGCUACCCCUCCUUAGCAGUGGGAAAUGCUCUGCCUGUGUUUGACAGCAUCAUGAACCAGCAGCUCGUAGAGGAGCCAGUCUUCUCUUUCUAUCUGAAAAGAGGAGAUGACACGGACAAUGGUGGUGAGUUGAUUCUGGGGGGCAUAGACCAUUCCCGCUACAAAGGUUCAAUCCACUGGGUUCCAGUCACUGACAAAAGCUACUGGCAAAUACACCUGAACAACAUAAAGAUCCAGGGCCAGGUGGCAUUUUGCUCCCAUGGCUGCGAAGCCAUCGUUGACUCAGGCACUUCUCUUAUCACUGGCCCCUCUUUGCAAAUCAGGCGAUUACAGGAGUAUAUUGGGGCAAGCCCAUCACAUACUGGAGAGUUUCUUGUAGACUGCAGAAGACUGUCCAGCUUGCCUCACAUAAGCUUCACGAUUGGACACCAUGAGUACAGGCUGACAGCAGAGCAAUACAUCCUCAAGGAGUCGAUUGAAGACCAAACCUUCUGCAUGAGUGGCUUUCAGGCUCUCGACAUCCCCACUCGCUCUGGCCCCCUCUGGAUUUUGGGAGAUGUCUUUAUGUCUGCGUUUUACUGCAUUUUUGACCGUGGGAAUGACAGAGUGGGGUUUGCAAAAGCUGUUCAUAGGAAGGAUUACCACUGAGUCGUACUAGCAUUUAUGCUGCCUUAACCCAAAUGUUAAUGUAAUCAUCUUCAACAUACAUGUGAAGAAAGGCUUUGGCUGACACUCUGGACCUGAAUGCAGUCACAUCUGGGCCUGGGGGGGAUCCUUGUCUCAAAUCAUCUAAGUUGGUUCAAUCUCUAUAUGUUUACAACUGAGACAAAAUUUUUCCUGAGUAACUGAUGGACACCACAGCUCUCAGGAUGAAGUAAAAUCAGCUCAGCACUCAGAUUUGCAAAAGUGCAGGAGUGAUAGAAAUGCUGAACAGUUCUGGGAUGGUAAGAUAGCAAUUGGGAGUGGGUAAAACUAAUCCCAGUCUGGUCCAGUGUGGGUGUGCUAGUUUCCACCUCGUUUUCUGUUGUUUUCCUUUUCCUCACUAUUUUUCACGGUUGGGGUUUUGUCCAACCUAGUUUCCUUUGUGCCUUUAAAAUUCUUCUUGUAUGAGCUUGCUCCAAACAAUUUAUAUAAAGAGGAAUUUGACAAA